AGCUUAAAAACUCAAAUCAACUCAAUUCACAGUCUCGCGAUUAACGUUAAAAAGCAUUUAUAUAAUUUCUUGUGGAAAAAGGUGCGCGUGUUAACUGCUAACGCUCUAGUUUGGCUAAAAGGCGAGUGAAUGUUCUGCAAGACGAAGCGUGAAGUGCAGCAGCAGCAGCAGCACAUUGUAGAUGCGCUUUUAUUUUGUUUUUGUUAUUGUUAUUGUAUGUGUGGAAUUUGAUCAUAAGAGUUGUCAAAAGCUAUUACGCAAGGAAUAGCAACAGAAUAGCCAUAUCGGCUAACCAGCCAGGCCAGCUACUUGAGUAUCGCUUACAAUUGCAGCAAUUGCAAUUGCGAAUCGUGUGACACUUCAAAAAAACAAAACAAAAAAAAAAAAAAACAAAAUAAAUAUAAUACGCAAACUGGUUGUGCGCGUUGCCCUAAGUCAGCCGCGUUUGUUGUUUUCCACCUGCGCCGCUCUAGAACGCGGUCAUGUGCAUUUCAUGCAGCCGCUAAAGCUGCCGCCCAAUUAAGAAGCAACCACCAACAGCAAACAGCAGCACGACAAGCUUUAAAGAUAACGUUAACAUCAGGAUGUCGGACAUUUACUACUGCAGCAACAGUCAGAUUAAAAAAGCUCGUGAUGCGGACAAAACUGUAACAACAACAACAGCAGCAGCAGCAACAGCAGCAGCAGAUAAAAUGAACAACAACAACAGCAGCAGCAGCAAUAAUAACAACAACAACAACAACAGCAACAGCAGCAGCAAAGACAAAUCCAAACAAAUGCAAACAAAUGGCGGCAAAAGCAAUUGGAAGGGCCUUGUUCAAAGCAAUCCGAAUGGCAAUGGAGCAGCGGCUUUGCCAACAGUAACGCAGCCGCCGAAGGUUUUUCAUAACACGCGCUGCACGCGCCACCACAAGCCGCAUCAUACGCAUGCCACAGCAGCAGCAACAGCAGCAGAUCGAGUUGGAGUUGGCGUCGUUAGUGCAACGAGCAGCAGCAGCGGCGCUCAAGCCGGAACAGAUUUAACUAAUGCCACACAACAGCAACAGCAGCAAUUGCAACUGCAACAGCAACACCUGCAACACAUGCAUAGCCACAGUCAUGCUCAUCAUGCCCAUCAUGCUGGACUGCGUCGCAAAUCGGAGUCGGUGCUGUCCACCGAUUCGGAUAUUCGCUUCACGCGCCGCAAACUCGGCGAUAGCCAAAAAUGCGGCUGUGCCGUCAUCGCGGGUUUCCUCAUCGCCCUGCUCGUUGCCGGCGCCUUUGUCUAUGUGGGCUACACGUACUUCCGGCCGGAGCCACUGCCCGAUCGCGUCUUCCGCGGCAAGUUCAUGGUCCUGAACGACAAGUGGAGCAUGGAGCUGGCGAAUCAGAACUCGCUGCGCUUCCAGCACAAGGCGCGCGACUAUCGGGAGCGCAUCAAUCUGACGCUGCGUCGCUCCGAUCUGCGCGAGGCGUACGAGGGCAGCGAGAUCCUGGCGCUGGAUGGCAGCGAGGACAACAACAACAUUGUCGUGCACUUCAACAUGAUCUUCGAUCCGUAUGGCGGGCUGGUGAGCAGUGGCGAGCUGCUGGCGCUGUUCCAUGAGGAGCUGGCGGCGGCGGCUGCGCAGAGCCGUCACUUUGCCAACAUGACGGUGGAUGUGGCAAGCGUCAGCAUCAAGGAGACGACGGGCCUGAUGGAUGAGCCCAUUAUGUCCAGCUCGCCGCUGGGCGGGCACGAUGAGACCACAGAGCCGGCGAGCACGACGGCGCGUCCGCCGCCGCGUCGCUGCGAGUCGCUCCAGCUGAGCUAUUGCCGCAAUGUUGGCUACAAUGUGACCACCUAUCCCAAUCUGCUGGGUCAUGCCAGCUACGAGCAGGUGCUGGAGGAUGUCAUUGUGUUCCGCGAGCUCGUCGAUGGCGAAUGUCAUCGCGAGGCCUACGACUUUGUCUGCCGCCUGCUCCAGCCGCCCUGCAACAGUCACGGCCUGAAUCAGCCGCCCACGCCGGGCAGCAUCUGCCGCGAGUACUGCGAAUCCUUCAUGGCUGGCUGCGCCGGCCGGCUGCCCGCUCGCUUUCGCCAGAGCUUCGACUGCGAGCGCUUUCCCGAGUCCACGGGCAGCCAAUCCUGCCAGCAGAAGCCGCACUGCGUCGGCGACAUGCAGUCGAAUGUGCAGAGUCCGCGACUCUGCGACGGCUACGCGGACUGCCCCGAUCUGAGCGAUGAGCGCAGCUGCGCAUUCUGUGCGCCCAACUCGCUCUACUGUGGGCGUGGUCGCGCCUGUGUGCCGCGCAAGGCGCGCUGCGAUGGCAAAGCGGAUUGUCCAGAUGGCGCCGACGAGAAGGAUUGCCUGUCCAUUGCUCCUCUGGCUGCCGAUCUGCUGCAGCCGGAGCCGCUGGUGCCGUAUCUGAAUCGCUUCCAUGCCGCUGGCUAUGCCGUCUUCAGCGAGAAGGGCGUGGUCGGCAAGCUCUGCGCCGAGGGACUCGAGGGCGAUGCCAAGCUGGUGGUGCGUCAAACAGUCAGCGAAUCGCUUUGCAAAUCUCUGGGCUACGAAUCUGUCGAAAUCUUCGAUGUCAUGAACGACACGGAGCAGCUGUCGGACUAUGUGCGCGUCCUGGAUCCGCACGCGCCAGAGAUUAGCUUCAUACGCACCCACUGCCCGCGCCGCCAGGUGCUCUAUGUGGGCUGCGGUCAGCUGCGCUGCGGCGUGCAGUCGGCGCUGCCCAAUGCCAAGCAGCAUUUGUCGCUGCCCAAGAUGUCCGCUCCGGGGGAUUGGCCGUGGCUGGUCGCGCUCUUCCGCGAGGACAUUCAUGUGUGCGACGGCACGCUGAUCUCGCCGGACUGGGUGCUCACCACGGAGAGCUGUUUUCAGGGCCAGCCGCGCGCCACUUGGAUGGCCAUUGUGGGCGCAGUGCGUCUGUCCGCUAAGGCGCCGUGGACGCAGCGACGUCGCAUCAUCGGCAUGAUCAAGAGCCCAGUGGAGGGUUCGACAGCAGCGCUGGUUAGACUGGAGACGCCAGUUAGCUACUCGGAUCAUGUGCGCCCCAUUUGUCUGCCGGAUGCACUGCAGCGACAGCAGCUGCAGCCGCAGCCGCAGCCAAUGCAGCGACGCGCCUACGUGCCCGUGGCAGAGCGACUGAAGUUCGUGGCGGCGACGCCACUGGCGCAGGAAACGCAGCAGUUCUUCUUGAUUCCCUCCCAGCAGCAGCAGCAGCAGCAGCAGCAGACGCUGGAGGGAUCUGGCGAGCAGGAGGAGCAGCAAGAGCAGGACGCUGGCUUUGAGUAUUUGCAGGCGGAGGCGGCAGCAGCACAAAUGCCGCGCGCUGAGGCACUGCAGCAAGCGCCUGCCGAGCUGCAGAGCUAUCCGCUGCCCGAGAGCGCACCACAGGUGAAUUAUUAUAGUGGCGGCGGCAGCUCCAAAGCGGCAGUCAAAACGACUGCAACGCCGCCGGAGCAAAUGUGGACCAAUUGCAAUACGUUGGGCUGGUCCAGGCAGCGGGAUCAUCUGCAGCGCGUGCAGCUCAAAAUUGGCGACAUGGCGCCCUGCGAAAAUGUCUCCAUUACCACGGUGAAUGCGAUGUGCAUGGAGGCGACUUACCAGAAAUACGACUGCACGCAGGAGGAGUACUCUGGCGCACCCGUGCAGUGUCUUAUACCUGGCAGCAAUCAAUGGGCGCUCAUUGGCGUCAGUUCCUGGCGCAUUGCAUGCGGUCCCAGCGGCGUUGAACGUCCACGCAUGUACGACAAGAUCGCAUCCAAUGCGGACUGGAUACGCGAGACAGUCAAUGCUGUCUAACUGUCUCUCUAACUUGUAUUAUGUAAAUUAAUUGCUAACCCCCCCCCCACUCUUACUACUUUCUGUUUAAUAUUUAUUAUUAACUUUAAAGCGCAGCACACACACACG
Molecule: messenger RNA, 3884 nt
Organism: Drosophila busckii
Lineage: Eukaryota; Metazoa; Arthropoda; Insecta; Diptera; Drosophilidae
Exons: 8
Coding region: 585-3776 (1063 amino acids)
Biological process (GO): proteolysis
Molecular function (GO): protein binding; serine-type endopeptidase activity
Source: RefSeq, a predicted model, not a curated record